This is a messenger RNA of Myxocyprinus asiaticus (Chinese sucker), 7499 nucleotides long. Its product is annotated as myogenesis-regulating glycosidase-like. Lineage: Eukaryota; Metazoa; Chordata; Actinopteri; Cypriniformes; Catostomidae. Gene Ontology annotation, biological process: skeletal muscle fiber development; carbohydrate metabolic process. The record is from RefSeq and is a predicted model, not a curated record. Gene Ontology annotation, molecular function: hydrolase activity, hydrolyzing O-glycosyl compounds. The transcript is spliced from 3 exons. Bases 317 to 2374 code for a protein of 685 amino acids.
AAGACACCGAGUUCACCGUAUUGAUUUGUUCUAGGGAGCAUUUCAACAGCACACGAAAACAAAACUACACGAGCUGGCUCAUAAAGGAUAAUGAACAGAAGGAAAACUCUACACUUAUAAAAGGAAAAUGGAUGCAAGACUCUAUUUUGAAUGUUUAGCAACAAAUCCACUUUGGUUGUUUUGCUAAAUUCAGCUUUAGUUUAUCACCUAGACUACAACGUUGUCAUCUGUACAUACAACAUUUUAGCCUCGCAUCAGUUUUAUCAAUGAACGGUCACCUAAACAACUUUUUGUGAAAUCAUAAAUAAGACGCAGAAUGUAUCAAGUAGUUCCAGGAGGUGCAGGAGGAACCAUCACUGAUGGCGUGCCCUUUAAGAAGAUAAACAAGGACAGUCGCCCUCUUAUGGGGGCUGGAGUUAUUGGUGUGAUUCUGGUGAUUGCGGCCGUGACAGCAUGGUGUUACUAUAUUGCCUCUCUACGAAAAGCUGACCUGUUGAAGACAGAAUUACUUGAUUUGAAUAAGGAUGGCUUUCUCAUCCGCAACCAGGCUGGGGGAAUUGUCUUGAAGAUGGGAUUCAGGUCUGGCACACUUGAUCUUGACUCCUGCUCUAAGGAGGGAGUGAUCCUUCGUUGCUCACGUUCAUAUGCCGGUAAGGUGAAUUUCUUCAUUAUGACGGUGAAGCCGAAAGAGACGGUGAUGUGUUAUCGUGUGCGCUGGGAAGAGCUGGAGUCUGACCGGCCCGUGGAACAUGCCAUGUCCUACAACGAAUCGCACUGGUAUGGUGGUGCUGAGACUGCUAUUCAGCAUUGGCCUAUUGCCAUCUCAGGCCAGCAGGCACCCAAACCUUUUGUCACCAGCGACGUGUACUCCAAUCGCCAUGACUUUGGUGGCAUCCUGGAGCGAUACUGGCUAUCGUCCAAUGCCACUGCCAUUAAGAUCAAUGACUCUGUGCCCUUCCACCUGGGCUGGAAUGACACGGAGAAAACUAUGUACUUCCAGGCACGAUAUCAGGACAGUCCAUAUAAACCUGCACCUGGAAGGCCACCAUAUGCUGAGCUCAGCUACCGAGUCUGUGUGGGCCCAGAUGUGACCUCCAUUCACAAGGUGAUGGUUCGGAGAUACUUCCCCAAACCCAACAAAGUGCCAGCUAAGGAAAUGUUCCAGCACCCCAUAUGGUCAUCAUGGGCUUUACAUAAGACUGACGUCAACCAGGAAAAGCUUUUGAGUUAUGCAGAGAAUAUACAUAAAUAUGGCUUUAACUGCAGCCACUUAGAACUUGAUGAUCGCUAUACCAGUCAAUAUGGGGAAUUUGAGUUGGACGCACAGAAAUUCCCAAACGCUUCUGCCAUGUUUCAGAAGCUCAAGGCAGAUGGCUUCCUGGUAUCUCUGUGGACACAUCCCUUCGUGAAUUAUGAUUCUGCAAAUUUUGGGCCAUGUGUUCAGAAAGGCCUGUUUGUGAUGGAGCCAACAGGCCAGCUUCCUGCCCUGGUAAAGUGGUGGAACGGCAUUGGUGGAAUUCUUGAUUUCACCAACCCAGAAGCUCGGAAUUGGUUCAUGUCCCAGCUUCGCUCUUUACGCUCCAAAUAUGGUGUUUCCUCAUUUAAAUUGGAUGCAGGCGAGACCAACUACUUGCCUUGGCAGUUCCGAACCCGAGCCCACCUCCCUGACCCAAGCACCUUUACAAGGCGGUACACUGAAAUGGCCAUUCCUUUCAAUGAGCGUGCCGAGCUUCGCUCUGGCUAUGGUUCUCAGAACAUCUCCUGUUUCUUCCGUCUUAUUGAUCGGGACUCCGUGUGGGGUUAUGAGCUUGGCCUAAAGUCCCUGAUCCCAACCGUCCUCACCAUAAGUAUCUUGGGCUACCAGUUCAUCCUUCCAGACAUGAUUGGAGGCAAUGCUUACCCCAACCGUACUGAUGGAAAUGGCAAACUACCCGACCGUGAGCUCUAUAUUCGCUGGUUGGAGCUGUCUGCUUUCAUGCCCUCCAUGCAAUUCUCUAUUCCUCCAUGGGAGUAUGAUGAUGAAGUGGUGGCUAUCGCUCAACGGUUCACUGAACUACAUGCGACACUGGUGGCUCCCAGGGUUAUAGAAUUGGCUGGAGAAGUUCUAGACACUGGAGACCCCAUAAUUCGCCCAUUAUGGUGGAUCGCCAUCAGCGACGAAACGGCUUAUAGAGUUGACUCACAGUUUCUGAUAGGUGAUGACUUGAUGGUUGCACCAGUAUUGGAGCCAGGCAAGCAAGAAAGAGAUAUUUACUUACCGGCCGGACGCUGGAAAAGUUACAAAGGAGAACGAUUUGAUAAUAAAGAGCCAAUACAUCUAACUGAUUAUCCUGUGGAUCUUGAUGAAAUAGCAUAUUUUGAAUGGGAUCAAUGAGACUACUGAAUACCAUCUGGAGUUAGUGCAUGUCUUCUAUUCAAAGCAUUUGCGAAGUUGUUGAUAACUUUGUUAGGGUUGUUUUAGGGAAUUAACAUGUUUUUUUCACAUCAUAUCCAGGCUGUAAAAACAGGACAUGUGUCUGUGUUUACAAAGCUCCCUGUUGUACAUUUAUAAUUCAUCUUUGGGAAAAGUUCCUUGGAGGUGUCUUUUUUACUUUUAUUUUUUAUUGUGUCAUAACAGCAGUUAAACAUGCAUUACAUGGCUGACACUCAUGCAUUAAUCCGUGCCUUGUACUUAAACAGUGAAUGUCUUCGAGAUGCCAUAGUUUUUGAUCCGAUCCUAAAUGUGAAUAGAACAAGCCUCUAAAUAAACCAACCAUACAGUUGUUACAGGUUAUGUAUGUAUUGUAAGGGCUGUGAUUUUGCACAAUGUAAGUUUAAAGGAAUAGUCCACCGGAAAAAAAACAAAAAACAAUUCUGUCAUUGUUAACUCUUCUCAUGUUGCUUUAAACCUGUGUUACUUUCUUCCAUAGAACACAAAGGUGAUCUGACUACUAACUGCUCUAUAAUGAAAGUGAAUGAGGAUAGGGGCUGUCAUGUGCCAAAUGAAAAAAAAAAAAACAUAAAAGGGUAAUGACCCAAAUUUUAGUCUGUUCCUCACUAUAAAGUAUUGUAUAGUUCAGAACAAUUGGAAAAUAAUGCACAAGUCACAUGAAACACUUUUACAAUACUUUAUUGUGCUUUCUGACAUUUUGCAGCUUGACAAGCCCAGUCCACAUUCAUUCAUUCUUUGUAUAGAAAAGAAUGGCUUGGGUGUUCUUCAAAAAUUCACCUUUUUGUGUUCUACAGAAAGUUAUACAGGUUUGGAAUGACAGAAUUUGUAUUUUUGGGUGAAAUAUUCCUUUCAUGUUCUCUCAUCUAAAAAUUAUCGUUACUGUACUUUUUACUUCAGGCAUACUUAAUGAAUUUCAAAUGUUCUCCACAAAGCAGUCUACUUUUUUAUGGUAUGUAAACAUUUGCAAGUAUAUGUUUAGACUAUGUUACUGUAUGGCUUUUUCUGCAAAAAAUGGCAGUGCUACACCUCCUAUAUAUACAAAGUUACGCAGUGCAUGCAGCACAAUUGAGCAUAAUCUGCCCUGUUCCAGUUUUUUAAGCGCUGACACAGAUGUAUUAGAUUAGUUGCAUGUUGGAGUAAUGUGUGCUCAGUUACUUGUAGCUGCAUUGGAAAUAACAAAGUCUUUUUUUAUUCAACUGCUGUACUGUUGUCAUAUAGUGCCAAAUACAUCACCAACAGGCCUUUUUUCAAGAAUUACUCCUACUGCCACAUUUAAUAAUUGAUUCAUAUUUCCUGUCACAUUAAUUUGUUUUAAAGCAAUAGUUCUCCCAAAAAUAAAAAUUCUGUAAUUAUUUACUCACUCAUGGUGUUCAAAAACAGUACACUAUUAUUAUUUUCAGGGGAACAUAAAAGUAGAAAUAUUUGUAGAAUCUUUAAGCAGUCUCGAUUCAAAAAUGUGGUGUCAACGUCAUUGCCGAUGAAUUUGCAUCCUUUCUCCUGUUUGUAGUAACUGAACACCACAUGCCAUAUAAAUUCUGGAUGCACAUGCAGACUAGACGUGUACUUCGAGAGAGGGCUAGAUUAUCAGUGAAUAAUUACUUAAAUUUUUCAGUCUGUUCUUCACGCAAACCUUCACACAAAAUCGUAUGGGAUGGAUUACUUUUGAUACUUUUUGUGGUGCUAUUAGGUGGUGUUUUUUUUUUUUUGUUGUUUUUUUUGGAUAUCGACAGCUGUGAUACCAUUAUGCCUAAAUAUUCUUCAAAAAAUACUCCUUUUCUGUUCUAAGAAAUAACAGCAUGCGGUUUUGGAAUGACAUGUGGGUGAGUUAAUGAUGACAGAAUUUUUAUUUUUGGGUAAACCAUUCCCUAAAGUAAAAACUUUUUAUCGUAUACUGUUUUGAUUUUGUUUUUGGGACAUGCCCCCUAAUUUUUGUGUGUUUUGCAAUGAUGGAAAAGCUUGGUCAGUUAAUCUUUAUCAGAUUAUAUUUUUGGGGCGCAAGGGUCACCUUUGUGUUUAUUGUGUUUGUUUAAUGCUUUUCCAGCAUGCCAGUAAUUGCCUCGCACACUGCAAACUCACUGCAAGCAUUCUCUAAUCAACGACUUUCAAGCUUAUUUUUAGCUCUUCCCACACAACUGCAAAAAGUGCACUCAUCCACUCUGCCAUAACAAUGACUGAAUCUAUCAAGCAAUGUGUCUUAUCUAAAAGCAGCUACAGAGUACAAAGACACAUGGUGGCUGCCUUUUCAGAACAUUGGUACCUCAAAUAACCAUUUUGAAUAACAGAAAACAUUAGUGUUGCCUUGUGAUAUUUUAGUGACUGACAUGUGAGGUGUUCUCUUGUAUGGUGUGAUUUUCUGCACUGGGAAGAAUGCAAGAGACUUCAUGUCCUUGUGGAUUUUACUAUGAGGAGAUCUUUUUAACAGGGCUCUGACAGUGAAGGCCCCUGGUUGCCUCAGUCAGACUUUAGAAGUUCUGGAAAUUCACCAGAGCAAAACCACCAUCAGCUUUCAACAGACUGGAAUUUAAUGUCUUUAUAUAUACACACACACACACUACCGGUCAAAAGUUUUGAAACACUUACUCAUUCUUUAUUACAAUUUUGUUCUUCUUCACAUUUUAUAAUAAUAGUAAAGUCAUCAAAACUAUGGAAUAACAUAAAUGGAACUAUGGGAAUUAUGUUGUGACUAAACAAAAUCCAAAAUAAAUCAAAACUGUGUUAUAUUUUAGCAUCUUCAAAGUAGUCACCCUUUGCCUAGAAUUUGCAGACAUGUACUCUUGACAUUUUCUCAAACAACUUCUUGAGGUAUCACCCUGGGAUGCUUUUUAAACAGUACUGAAGGAGUUCCCAUCUAUGUUGGGCACGUAUUGGCUGCUUUUCUUUAUUAUUUGGUCCAAGUCUUCAAUAUCAAAAACUUGUUUUUAUUUUUUAUUAAAUGUUAGUUUUAUAAUGAAAUAAAUUAAUAUGGUGGCACAAUUAUAUUUUUGUCUACAAAACUAAUUUCAAACAUUUAAGCCUUCAGAUCAAAAGAUUUUUAAGAUCAUGAGAAACAUUUCAGUCAAGUGUUUCAAAACUUUUGACCUGUAGUGUAUGUGUGUGUGUGUGUGUAUAUAUAUAUAUAUAUAUAUAUAUAUAUAUAUAAUGUAUAUGUAUGUAUGUAUAUAUAUGUAUAUACAGUACUGUGCAAAAGUUUUAGGCACUUGUGAAAAAUGUUGCAUAGUGAGGAUGUCUUCAAAAAUAAUGCCAUAAAGAGAUUUAAUUUAUCAAUUAACAUCAUACAAAGUCCAGUAAACAUAAAAAGCUACGUCAAUAUUUGGUGACAACCUUUGACUUUAAAACAGCCCCAAUUCUCCUAGGAACACCUGGACACAGUUUUCUUGGUUGUUGGCAGAUAGGAUGUUCCAAGCUUCUUGGAGAAUUCACCACAGUUCUUCUGUCUAUUUAGGCUGUCUUAACUGCUUCUGUCUCUUCAUGUAAUCCCAGACUGACACAAUGUUCAGUGGGGGGCUUUGUGGGGGACAUGCCACCCUGUUCUUCUAUUCUAAUCUUUUCUAUUUGCAAAAGUAAUGUUUGGGAGUCUAAAAUGUAUUUUUCCUAUUGACACAAUAAAGCUGAAGAUGUAAAUAACCAUCUUAAGACAAAUGUUUUUGUGAAACAUCUUAUGUGCCAAAAACAUUUGCACAGUACUGUAUAUAUAUAUAUAUAUAUAUAUAUAUAUAUAUAUAUAUAUAUAUAUAUAUAUAUAUAUAUAUAUAUAUAUAUAUAUAUAUAUAUAUUGUCUUAUUGUGUAUUUCUAUAUAUACUUAUAUUUUCUAUUCACUUUUUAUUUUUAUUCUAUUUCUGUUUUAUAUUUUUUUUUAUUAUCUCUGUCUUGUCGCAUUGUCUGUGCACUGGAAGCUUCUGUCACCAAGACAGAUUCCUUGUAUGUGUAAGCAUACUUGGCAAUAAAGCUCAUUCUGAUUCUGAUAUAUAUAUAUAUAUAUAUAUAUAUAUAUAUAUGCUGCCUUUUUAGCUCAUAUUAAUUGUGACUCUUUGUGUUGGUUUAAUUUUUGAAAUGUUCUCUACCGUCAGCUGUGUUUUAAAAGUUCUGUUGUUAUACAAAAUGUCGAUGACUAAUACAUCUGUUUAUUUAAAAACAAAUGGUAAAGAAAGUAUUUAUUGUCCAUUCUGUCUUACAUUUUGUUAUUUGGUUAAACCAGUACUUUGGAUGCAGCUUGUGCGAUUUCAGGCAUCUGUGUAAAAAAAAAAGUACUUGACAGUAUUUGAAAUUUUUAACAUUUUGUUUUGCGUGUUUGCUAAAUACAGUUGGGUGAAUCUCACAAAACUUGUCAAGAACAUAUCCAGGUCAUAUUUCACCCCUUAAUCUAAAGAAAAAAAUAAAAUAAUAUUUUGCAUAAAGAAAAAGAAGCCUAUUUACGGGUAGAAUGCAUUACCAUUACAUUUUAUGACCAAAAAAAAAAAAAAUGCUAAAUUAAAGGUACAGUUCACCCCCCCCCCCCCCCCACAUGGUUUCAAAACAAAUGUAUUUAAUCUGUGGAACACAAAAAGAGAGAAGCAGAAUGUUAGCCUCAGUCAUCAUUUACUUUCAUUUAAUGGAAAAAAGGUGCAAUGAAAGUGAAUAGUGAGUAAGGCUUACAUUCUUUGGAGCAACAUGAGGGUGAGUAAAUGAUGUCAGAGUUUUCUUUUUUGGGCGAGCUAUCCCUUUAAUGGCCAUAAAUAGCCUUCAUUUUCUUAUAUACAGUAUAUAUAUAUAUAAGUUUUAUUAUAUUUGAUUUUGGGUCAAAAAAUGACCUGGCCAUGUUCUUGACAGGUUUUGUGAAAUUCAUUCAACAAUGCCAAAGAGUUUGUAUUAAAAGUUAUUUAUUUGACUGAUUCUCAUAAAAAUAUUUUGUUCUACAGAGCACCACAGGAGGGCAGUGCUCACCUGCUUUUUCAAGUUCUCCCUAACCUGUGAAGCGUUAGCAUGGCACAAGAAAUCCUGUACUUUAUUUCACCUUUUUUCACUCACAAAGUGUAAUUAGUCUGAUAUCUAAGGAAAAAUGGUACCAUUAAACUUUUGACCUCUCAAGAA